This is a messenger RNA of Cygnus atratus (black swan), 3417 nucleotides long. It is a transcript of the gene EIF1B, whose product is annotated as eukaryotic translation initiation factor 1B. The transcript has 4 exons. Bases 320 to 661 code for a protein of 113 amino acids. Gene Ontology annotation, cellular component: eukaryotic 43S preinitiation complex. Gene Ontology annotation, biological process: translational initiation. Gene Ontology annotation, molecular function: translation initiation factor activity; RNA binding; ribosomal small subunit binding. NCBI's taxonomy places the organism in Eukaryota, Metazoa, Chordata, Aves, Anseriformes, Anatidae. The record is from RefSeq and is a predicted model, not a curated record.
GGGGGUGGCCAUCAAGUACCCAAAGCGGGGGGGCGAACCGCUAUCUUAGGGGGAGGUGCGGCGGCUGCUACCCGGUAGCGGUGCUGUGGGGCGGCGUGCCGCGGGCACGCGGCUCUUACCGCUCCUCUCCUCCUAGCUCUCGCGUUUAGUCUUUCCUCCCUCCACCUCCCUCGCAGAUUCGUUACCCCUCCCUUUCCUUUCGUUAUCCCUCCCCGCCCCACUCCCCACCUCCGGCGGCGCUGCGGAGCCGGAGCCGUGACCGGAGCGGAGCCAGCCGCGGCCUUUUCCCCGCCGCGCCAGCCUCCCGCCGCAGAAUCGCAUGUCCUCUAUCCAGAACCUCCAGUCCUUCGACCCCUUUGCUGAUGCAACAAAGGGUGAUGACUUACUCCCAGCAGGGACUGAGGAUUACAUUCAUAUAAGAAUCCAACAGCGAAACGGAAGAAAGACACUAACAACCGUUCAGGGAAUUGCGGAUAACUAUGACAAGAAGAAACUUGUGAAAGCCUUCAAAAAGAAAUUUGCUUGUAACGGUACUGUGAUUGAACAUCCUGAAUACGGUGAAGUUAUCCAGCUUCAAGGUGACCAGAGGAAGAACAUUUGCCAAUUCCUUUUGGAGAUUGGCAUUGUCAAGGAAGAGCAACUGAAAGUUCAUGGUUUCUAAAAUACCUGUACUCUCAUGAAGAAUCCUGCAGUAUUUGGUCUUACCUAGCCUGGCUCUUCUGUGAAAAAUGAAUCUUUGCAGUGAAUGGACUUCCCUGUUAUCUGAAUGUUUAAAAUCUGGUUCAGAUUUGCAUGACUGUGUGAAAUGUGUGGCGUGUAGACUAGAAACACAUAAGAAAACUUCAGUAAGGUGGUAAUGAAGACAGUUCUGAACUUCAGCACAUUUCCAAUGGAAAUGUUUUAGCGAUGAUUGUUCAGUUUUACUCUUCUUCAUCUGACUUACCUGUGUGAGUUGUCUUAAAAUAGUAUGUGUUGCUUAAAAAAAUAAAAGUUUAUUCAUGUAUUUUCUGGAAUAUCUUGAAAUGCUUUAGCUUAAGGUUUAAACUAGUAUAGUAGCCUUGCUACAGAAUGGCUAAAACUGUUUUGUGGCAAGUACAUCUCAGUGCUUAUUGAAUAAAUUGAUAAAUCUAUGUGAUGAAGUAUUAGCUAAUUAGUAGAUCAGCUUGAUGUGAUCUUAUGCUGUAGUGGUAAGACUAGAGCUUUAAGUCUCUUGUAUAGGCAUAUCUUGGUAGCAGUGUGGUAAGACAUUGUUUGCUCAGUAACUGAAUCUUCUCUCCAAAAUUUACUACAGUGACUGUAGUAGUAGUAGUGUUAAGUAUAAUAGGACUUACAGAAGCUGAAAUACUUAAAAGUUGCUGUUACUGAGAGCAUGUUAAACAUAUAGGUCUUAGAUGCUACUGCCAAAAGAUUUGAAGGAAGUACAUAGAAUUUUGUAUAUCUUCUGCUAGUGAGUGAAGGAGAAGGAUCUUGAGUUGGCUUCUGCAAUGACUGAGCAUUUAAUGUUGGCAAGCAGAGUACUUUAAUUAGCUGGUAGUGUUAGCUGCAGAAGUAAAAGAGGGAACAGGCUCUACACUAAACUUUUUUCCAAGUUUGAAAAGUCUUACUGUGAUUAAUGGUUAACAUGGAGGUUUAUUGCUGUGGGGUUUGGGUGUUACUACAGAAAUAUGAUUUGGGCUACUUUUCUAGCAAGUAAUUAAUUUGGUGUUAUUUGAAGUUAUAAUAGUUAUAAUUUUUUUUAUACCAAGGCUAUAUGUUAUAUGUUAGGCUAUAUGUUAGGCUAUUGCAGCUGGCUUUCAGCUAAUAAACUGGAGUAAGCUGUUGCAUGAAUUAUUUGAAUUGUCUUAGAGCCUAUUUAAUGCAGCUGUGAGCAAUGAAACAAUUGCUUCUGAAACUGGCAGCAGUCAGUACUUGUAGAAGAUGAGAUGUGGUGAUUUAAGUAUGUAAACUUUCUACUUGCGUAAAUUAUCAGAUACUUGACCUUCACUUGUGGUCUGCCAAAUUUGUCACAUUCUUUGCACAGCCUAAACAAAAAGCAUUUUAUUCUGGAGAACUCCUGGGGGCGGAGGGUAGGGAGGCAGGGGCUGGAGGGGGGAGAAGAGUGGAAAAACUUAUUAGGACUUAAGUUUGUCUUAAAUCUGUUUUAUUAAUUUAGAUUCUCCUGGACUGAAUGACCACUAACAUUGCCAUUCCUGUUUGUGUAUCUUUCAAGGAAGUUUAAUUACAGCUUUUAGAGCUUGGUUCUAAAUUUAUCUAAGCCCAUUAUAAAACUUGAAAUCAUGAACCCUUGUUGAAGCUUAAGUUUUAAAUAUUAAAAAAAAAAUCAGUUCUGCAUUUAUCCUAUUCUGUCCUCCUGAUUACAGUCAGUUUGCAGUUGCCCUAAAGAUGCAUAAUGUAUUCACAAGCCUUCCAGUAAGCAGAGAUUAUGUAGGCAGCGUACACUGCUUUAAAACCAUACCCUGUUUAUAGUUUGUGUAAGAGCUUACCUAAUGUGCUGCAAUGUUACAGACUGUACUAUUCUAAUCUUACAGUAUAGGGCAGAAGAGAUGAUUUGAGUUUUAGUCAGCAAUUCUUUCCCUUAAUCCUUCUGGAUGGCUUUAGUGUAUAGGACUCGUGUGACACCCCUGGUUAAAGUGGCUCAGCAGCAUUAUGUGAAAAUGUGUAUGAGAUUGGUAUUUAGCAAGUUAAAGAACAUGACAGGCCUUUUAUAGAUUAAUUUGGAAUACAGUUGGGGCUACUGUUGCUUUUCAUGUGUUCAGGGUUGAUUUACAGGGUCACUGAAUGUUGCUCUACUGUGCUGCUGUUGCUAGGAAACUGGAAAUGUUCUUAGAGGGUUAUGUGUAUUAUCGUAGUAAGGAUCUGCCAUCCUCCAAAGACUCUCCAUAUAUCUUUAUUUGGUGUAGUCAGGAGCAUGUCCCAAAUGCACAGCAACAUGAAAGCUGACAGUUGCCAGACCAAAAAUUCUUAAGAUGAAUAAGAGAAUAUUUUCUUAUUCGCUUUCCAGAUGCUCCAUGCCUACUGUUUUCCAGUUGAUAUGAAAAAUAUCAAAAGAGGAUUUAUACUUUUUGGCAUGCAUUUUUAAUUUUUGUUACAUGCCUAUGAUAUGAACAAGUCUUAACCUGUAUUGCUAGAGAGUUGAUACAACAGUCUUUUGAAAUAAAAUGUACCAAUGUUGUUUUAUGUAUGUUUUUCUAAAGCAAAUGUAUGUUGUUUUAUGUAUGUUUUUCUAAAGUAAAUGUAAUUUUAUGCUAUUAAGAAGGUUUUUUUGGUGUUUUUUGGUGGAAGUUAGAAGUGUAACUUAGUGGUGAUGUAUAUGAUCCUCUUGUAAUUGACCAUCUGAUUACUUCAAGAGAUGUUAUUUCUUCCUUUAAAUUUCUGCCAUAAGCCGUGUUAACUGACUUAAUAAAUAUUGUGACUUGU